Molecule: messenger RNA, 3202 nt
Organism: Larimichthys crocea (large yellow croaker)
Lineage: Eukaryota; Metazoa; Chordata; Actinopteri; Sciaenidae
Gene: b3galt2
Product: UDP-Gal:betaGlcNAc beta 1,3-galactosyltransferase, polypeptide 2
Exons: 2
Coding region: 1141-2445 (434 amino acids)
Biological process (GO): protein O-linked glycosylation
Cellular component (GO): Golgi membrane
Molecular function (GO): N-acetyl-beta-D-glucosaminide beta-(1,3)-galactosyltransferase activity
Source: RefSeq, a predicted model, not a curated record
UGCAGUGACGUGGGAGAGUUCCGUCAGUGGAGCGGUGUCUGACAUCCAGCCUGCCCGGGCCAGCAGCUGCCUUGCCCGGUUUGGGGGAAAUCCGACAAAGUGUGUGCGUGUGGGUCCGAGACGGAGCGCGGAUGAAAGAGAAAAACCAGAAGCGGACUGACUGAGCUGGUUCUGGGUUUUUCUCUGCAGGACUCGGGGAGCAUGUUUUGGCAGUGAUCGGACUCAAAGGUGGGAGAGGAUAUUGUGUUUUUUUAUUUUUUAUUUUUUUAUUGUGUUUUUCUCCAUCGCUGAUUCUGCACAUCAGCGCGCCCGAGCAUCGUGAAGGCGCAGCCGCGCUCCUGCAGCUCCGCGCCGCGGUCAGAGCUCCGGAUAAGCGCGUCUGGAUGCUGUGUGUGUUUUUUUAUUUUUUUACCUCUGGAGAGGCGGAUAAACCGGGAUAAGAUCAGGCGACAACAGUUGCGAGAAUACUGAAUAAGUCAGAGGGGACAGUGUGGUUUCUAACGGACACGGGAGAGAGAGGAGGCGCAGCAGCAGCAGCAGCAGGAGGAGCAGGAGGAGGAGGAGGAGAACCAAAAACCUGCAGGUUUGUUGAGCCUGUGGGGAUGAGGAUCCAAAGGUGUCGGUGUGAUUAGAGGACAGGGAGCUCGGAAGCAGGGGACACCCGCAGAAACGCAGAUUGGAGGAGGCGGUGAUGGCGGGUAGAGGCACCGGGGUUCACACGCUCCGUCAGCCGACCGCAGCCCUGUCAGGAGCCGCAGCAGCAGCAGCAGCAGCAUGAGGAGGAGGAGAUUAGAGAGAGAAAACACAGAGGAGGUGACCCUUAUCAUAUCCUGAAGGAGACAAGACAUAGAGCAUGGUCUUGUGUUUGUCUACAGUGCCAAAGAAACGCCAGGGAGAAGCCUCCAUGGCCAGAGAAUCAUCGCCUUCCUAGCUCCAUCAGGAGCCCUUUUAACCCUGUUCCAAGCUGCACUAAGGGGCUCAAACAUUCCCCUGACUCCACCAGGAGGCUCACUCCAACCCAUCUGCCAGCUCAGAUAACCCUCUGACUGUUGGCAACCACAUGUUUGAGGUGAUUGUAUGUGACCGCCGCCGCCGCCCAUUCUCGAGCAGCAGCAGCCUCCUGCAACCCCGAUCUGCACCAUGCAGUGGAGACGGCGGCACUGUUGUCCCAUCAAGAUGACCGUCAAGCGUUCCCUCUUCCGGACCCAUGUGGCCGGCCUCCUCUCGUUGGCUCUGCUCUUCACCCUCUUCUUAUUUUUCAGCCACCAGGACUGGCUGCCGGGACGCAGUGGACCACGGGAGAAUCCCCUGGCCUACACCGUGAGGGGCUUUCGCAGCCCCAAGGGAGAAGCCAACCAGAGCAACUCCUUGAGGAGCCUGUGGAGGGAGACAGGGUAUGUAGCACCAAAGCCUUUGCUAAACCUCAGCUCUCAGCAAGUGGACGGGGCAGCGGGGGAGGCAGCAGGGGGUGGAGCCAAAAUGGGCGUAAUGGGGCUUGGGGACUCCAUGAGCACUAACAACAGUUUACAGAAGGAGAUGGGUGUGGGAGGGAGGCUCAGCGCUCAACCCUACCGGUACAUCCUGAACGAGCCCUUCAAGUGUAGGGACAGCACUCCCUUCCUCAUCCUUCUAAUCGCUGCAGAACCCGGCCAAACCGAUGCCCGCAACGCCAUCCGGCAGACAUGGGGGAAUGAAAGCAUAGCGAUGGGACUAGGGUUUGUCCGUCUUUUCCUGCUUGGCACAGGAAAGAGCUCAGACAUCCUCCAGAGCAACAUAGAGGAGGAGAGCCGUGUUCACCAUGACAUCAUCCAACAGGACUAUCAGGACACCUACUACAACCUGACCAUCAAAACCCUGAUGGGCAUGAACUGGGUGGCCACCUAUUGCCCGCAUGCCUCCUAUGUGAUGAAGACGGACAGCGACAUGUUUGUCAAUACGGAGUAUCUCAUCCAAAAGCUGCUGAAGCCAGAGCUGCCUCCCAAGCAGAGGUACUUCACUGGCUACCUGAUGAGGGGCUAUGCACCAAACCGGAACAAGGACAGCAAGUGGUACAUGCCACCGGAGCUGUACCCAAGCGAGCGCUACCCGAUAUUCUGUUCCGGCACGGGGUACGUGUUCUCAGGGGACAUGGCCGAGCUGAUCUACCAGGCUUCUCUCAGCAUACGCAGGCUGCACCUGGAGGACGUUUACGUCGGGAUCUGUCUUGCGAAGCUACGCAUCGACCCCGCGCCCCCUCCCAACGAGUUCCUCUUCAACCAUUGGCGGGUGUCUUACUCCAGUUGUAAGUACAGUCACCUGAUCACAUCCCAUCAGUUCCAUCCCAAUGAACUCAUCAAGUACUGGAACCACUUGCAGAGCAACAAGCACAACGCCUGUAUCAACAUGGCCAAGGAAAAGAAUGGCAGGUACAGACACCGAAAGUUUCACGGAGAGAGGCCUCCUUGAUGCAUCCUGUGACGACCACCCGCCUCAAAAAAAAAAAAAAAAAGGGGAGAUGGGCGCACUGUAACUAAAGCCGGUGGAGGGCAUGUUGAACUCAGCACUAUACACUAUAUGGGGGAAAAGCACAUUGUUUUUUGGUAUUGUGUACAGUCAAUGAUUCAAACUAUUUUUUUAAGUUGAGGAAAAAUGUUAAGUAUCGUAAACCUGUUGAGCUAUUUCUGAAAGGGAGGACGUGUGACAUGGAGCAUUCACAAAAAAGUGCUGCUGCUCAAGAGUGGUGUUUAUGAUAAUUCAGGUGCCAACAGAGAGGGGGUAAUUCAAGCUACAGUAAAUAUGAGGGCUCUCCUCUCGAAGGGUAGUACAGUAUGUCGCAUUCUAGAAAGUAUAAAAAAAUAAAAAGUUAAGACACUAUUGGUGACAAAAAGGGAAAUGCACAUGUAUUAUGUCGACAGUUAUACUACCUAACUAUGAAUGAAAGUAUCUUUGACGUUGACCAGUUAUGCUGCCCUGUUUCUCAAUGUUUACUUUACAGAUUUAUCAAAGAAUACGAGUCAAAAGAAAAAAAGGUUUAUCUGUCAUAUACUGUAUUUUAUUUUGAAAAAAACAACAACAACAAAAAAAAACAAAAGUCAACAUGAAACCGCUCAGAAUCACGUCAGAGAUGACUGAGAUUGUAUUUUUUAAAGCUUUACAUUGAGUAUGACUCUGCACUUGAGCAAAUGUGCAAUGAAUCAAUUAACAAUUAAAUGUACUGAAUUCA